This is a messenger RNA of Nezara viridula (southern green stink bug), 675 nucleotides long. The record is from the annotation of a GenBank genome assembly. Lineage: Eukaryota; Metazoa; Arthropoda; Insecta; Hemiptera; Pentatomidae.
AUGAGAAUAUUUAAAACUCCUGUCGUAUACUGUAAUUUUAUAUUCAUACUAGUUUCUGGUCAUGUUACAUCUGAUUAUGAUGCUCCUCAGGAAAUAACUUUUUACCAUGACAUAGAAAAUGGUGAAGAAGAAGCAUGGAUUCUGAGGGAUAAAGUUAAAUUCCACAGUAUUAAUACUGGCAGUGUGGAUAUUCCACAACAACAACAACUUUUGGAAGAAAUAGUAAAUAAAGCCAAGGAAUCCAAUGCAGGAUUGUAUAGAUUAAAAUCAGUUGUGAAGACAUCAAAGAAAAAAGAAUAUGUCUUUUAUUCAUUCAUGAAAAUGGAUACCUUAAUUAAAGCUGGAUUUUUAACUUCAACAAUUGUUCAUUUGGACCAGAGUGGAUCUGUAAUUUGUGUUAAACUAUAUCCUAAGAAAAUAAAUAGGUCACCAUCAGUGAACAGAAAUAAUUCAACAGUAACAUUUAAAGGUUCAGAACAAGGCCCAGUGCCUGAUUUAACUUCCUAUGUUCUUAAACUUGAGCAUGAACGUGCAGCAAAAGAAAAACUAGCAGGUCAAGAUAAUCGUUCAUUUCUGUCUAAAUAUUGGAUGUACAUUGUUCCUCUUGUAAUAUUUGUUAUCUUGUCUGGAUCAAAUGGAGAUCCAGGAGCAUCUAAUCAGCAACAGAGUCGAUAA